This is a messenger RNA of Ilex paraguariensis (yerba mate), 1557 nucleotides long. NCBI's taxonomy places the organism in Eukaryota, Viridiplantae, Streptophyta, Magnoliopsida, Aquifoliales, Aquifoliaceae. The record is from the annotation of a GenBank genome assembly.
AUGCCUGAUACAGACAUAUCAUUCGUGUCAUCCAGCAGGCCAGGCACUGAUCGUGUGUUCCCCUCUUUCUCUGGAGCUCAGGAAAUGGCUAUCGCCCCUCGGCUUUCAAGCGGCUCAGGCUCAGAUGCCAGUACUAGAGUAAGCUUCGGGUCACCAUUCUCAGCAACCAGAGCAUCUGAUGGAAAUAACAUGUAUGGCAGCUUCUCGACGAGUUCACAAGAAAGCACGAGAAUGUCGUGGUCACCAUCACAGAACCUGGAUGAUGUGGAAUCUGAGAUGAGGAGGCUUAAGCAAGAGCUCAAGCAGACCAUGGACCUGUACAGCACAGCCUGCAAAGAAGCAUUCUCAGCAAAACAGAAGGCAUUGGAACUUCAUCGUUGGAAAAUGGAGGAACAACAGAGAUUAGAAGAGGCACGGCUAUCUGAGGAAGCAGCAUUGGCGAUUGCAGAGAAAGAGAAAGCAAAGUGUAGAGCAGCCAUUGAGGCAGCUGAAGCAGCUCAGAGGAUUGCCGAACUGGAAGCACAAAAAAGAAUCAAUGCGGAAAUGAAAGCACUCAAAGAAUCAGAAGAGAAAAAGAAGGUACUGGACGUGCUAGCAAAAAGUGAUGUUAGAUAUCGCAAAUAUUCAAUUGAGGAGAUUGAAAGAGCAACAGAAUACUUUGCGGAGUCCCGCAAAAUUGGGGAAGGAGGUUAUGGGCCAGUAUACAGGUGUUGUUUGGAUCAUACAUCAGUUGCAAUAAAAGUUCUUCGUCCAGAUGCAGCUCAAGGAAGGUCACAGUUUCAGCAAGAGGUUGAAGUUCUAAGCUGCAUACGACAUCCCAACAUGGUUCUCCUCCUGGGAGCUUGCCCAGAGUACGGCUGCCUAGUCUAUGAAUACAUGGCCAAUGGGAGCUUAGAAGAUCGUCUCUUCCGACGAGGAAACUCUCCAGUGCUUCCUUGGCAACUAAGAUUCCGUAUAGCUGCAGAGAUUGGCACUGGCCUCCUUUUCCUCCACCAGACCAAGCCAGAGCCCCUAGUGCAUCGUGACCUGAAACCAGGCAACAUUUUGCUUGACCGUAACUAUGUCAGCAAGAUUAGCGAUGUUGGCUUAGCCAGGCUCGUCCCUCCAUCUGUAGCCGACACUGUAACCCAAUAUCGCAUGACAUCAACAGCUGGAACUUUCUGCUACAUAGAUCCAGAGUAUCAGCAGACAGGUAUGCUUGGAAUAAAGUCUGAUGUUUACUCACUUGGAAUCAUGCUUCUCCAAAUAGUUACAGCCAAACCCCCCAUGGGUUUGACUCAUCAUGUUGAGCGAGCAAUUGAGAAGGGAACUUUUGCUGAAAUGCUCGAUCCGGCAGUUACUGAUUGGCCAGUCGAAGAAGCAACCAAGUUUGCCACCCUAGCUCUCAAGUGUGCAGAGCUGAGGCGCAAAGACAGACCAGAUCUUGGGGCUGUUGUGUUACCUGAGCUUAACAGGUUGAGAGAACUGGCUGAAGAAACUAUGCCGAGGAUCACAAUGGGUGGCAGUCCAACAACCUCCCCAAGUCAGAGCCAAGUUUCCGCCUCUCAUGUGAGUUAG